This is a messenger RNA of Aureobasidium subglaciale EXF-2481, 1567 nucleotides long. RefSeq lists its product as uncharacterized. Bases 1 to 1212 code for a protein of 403 amino acids. The record is from RefSeq and is a predicted model, not a curated record. Gene Ontology annotation, biological process: cardiolipin biosynthetic process. The transcript is spliced from 4 exons. NCBI's taxonomy places the organism in Eukaryota, Fungi, Ascomycota, Dothideomycetes, Dothideales, Saccotheciaceae. Gene Ontology annotation, molecular function: cardiolipin synthase activity. Gene Ontology annotation, cellular component: membrane; mitochondrion.
AUGGGCAGGCUGUCAGCUGCCAAAUCCGCCGCCAUGAGUGGUCGAUCAGUCCCUCUACUGUGCCUUGGCCGCGCCUACGCCGCGGUCGCAACACCAUCCGUAUCAGCACCAGCAGCAAGCUCCGCUCGUUUCGCGUUCCGUCGGCCCAUUCAGCAGUACCACUACACUCCGCGGUAUAACCUUGCCCUGAGCUCCUCCUCCGGCUCGUACACCCUGCCAAACUCAGACCGACGUCGCUACUCAACACCAACAGAAAGCGGCCACAAAGACCCCCAUAGAAGUGUCGGAAUCUCGAAGUGCACGUUGACUGACAAAACAUCAAAGCGAUCACGACCUUCAUCACCGGGAACGGAAAAAACCAUCUCUCAAAGCAUCGAUGCUGCAAACCUGAAAGCAAACAACAUCGGCGACAAGGUCCGCUCAUUGACACCCCGCGAGCAGAUCUAUAAUAUCCCCAACAUCCUUACCGCAACUCGCUUGGUCGCUGCGCCUUUUGUCGGAUACCUGGUAUUGCAUGAACAGCACAAUUGGGCUCUUGCUCUGUUCGCCUAUGCAGGCAUUACCGACUUGGUAGAUGGAUGGAUUGCCCGCAAGUACAAGCUGCAGACUGUUGUAGGCAGUGUCAUCGACCCAAUGGCUGACAAGUUCUUGAUGACUGUCUUGACUGUUACUUUAUCCAUGAAUGGCCUCUUGCCAGUCUCUUUGGCUACUCUCAUCCUGGGACGUGAUGUGUCUCUUGCAGUGGCUGCUCUGUAUUGGAGAUAUGCAUCUCUCCCUGCGCCCAAGACCUUCAAGCGCUACUGGGACUUCUCCCUGCCAUCCGCAGAGGUUCACCCUACCACUAUGAGCAAGUACAACACGCUUCUGCAGUUGCUUCUCAUCGGUGCCACACUGGCCUACCCAGUCAUCACCGCGGACAACCACCACCUAGGUGUCAUGCAUGACAUUGGCCUGGAGAAGCUCGACCUCGCUCAGUUCAUGACCUAUUUCCAGAUCCUGGUGGCCGGUACCACAGCAUGGAGUGGACUCAGCUAUGCUUUCCUCAAGGACGCAGUCAAGAUCUUGGGUAAGGAUGAGCAGCUGAAGCUCAAGCAGGGAAGAAGGGGCAGAGCAAUUAUUGGCGUGACAUUCGGCAGCGUUGUGGUGGCUGCUGCGUACUUGGCUCUCACCAAGGACUUGCCAAAGAAGAAGGAAGAGGGAGUAGUUGCUUGAACAGAUGGCUGCCUGAGAAGUCAUGCACGAAUGAAAAGUCAUCCACAUGGACCUUUUCCGUCAGGCAAGCAUCAAGCUUUGAAUACCAAUCACCAUUUGCCCAAUUCAGACUCCAAAGCCUACAUGACAACACAUCAGUACAACGCGCGUCGUCUGAACGAACGUGCCUUGCUACCAAAUUCGUGUAUCGAAUCCGUGGCUAUGCGAGCCAAACAUGGUUGUUUGGUUUCCCGCGCUAACUUGCUCGCUCCUUCCCGCCAUAAAUCCUCAACUUGACGUUCCAAUUCUUUACCUUUUGCAAGCUUCAUUGCUUCUUCUCCCACCCUUUUUCUCAUCGCACCAUCGCCGGUCAACG